AUGAAUUCGAAGCCAUCUUCACCGGCAUGGCGCAACCCGAGAGAUGUGCUAAAGAAUUCGAUUCGGAGAAGGACGCGUCGUUCGCUGGCACCAGAUGUGGCUAACUCACCGGCUGCCGAUUCACCAAAGGAGCCUCCAUCAAGGGCCAAUUCAACAAACAGCACACCCAAAUUGAAUCCGUUUCGUCGUUCUCCAAGAAAAAGACCCCUUCAAAAUAAUACGUGUUCUACAAAUCAAACGGGUUCAUCACUUAUCGAUUGGGAUGAUUCGACAGCAAACGAUUCAUUUAACAGUCCGCUCAUGAAAAGUUUUUGUAAUGAGGAGCGAAAAUUUGGUUUCAUUAAUCGAUCAUUGUCUUGCAAUAAUGCUGAGGAUUCUCUUUACGAUUCGCUGUGUAUUUUUAAUGAAGGAAUGCCGACUGAUUUCUCGGAAAACGAUCGAGCUCUUUUCUCGAUUGCGACACCCAAAGAAAAAGAGGAGUUUAGAACCAGUGAAACAUUGCCAGUGGAUUGGCGUUUGGGCACAAAGUUGAUAAUCACAUCGCAACGACCAUUCCCAUGGAUGAAAGGGGAUAACACGAGACCUGGCUCUGUUCCAGUGAAAAUCGUUGAGCCUGACCUCUUUAACGGCAUCGAAUUGUUCAAGGAUGGACUAAAGUCCUGUCUCAGCAAUGCUCCUUUGGCGUGUUUAGAAGCGGCUUCAAUGUGUUAUUUGUAUCCAGAAUUACCCGGAAUGAGCUUUUUCCCAAGGAUGAAAUCACUCGAAAAGUCAACAGCAAAAGGAAUCCAAUUCACGACAGCACAAAAGGAAGAAUUGAUUGGACAAUGGGAAGAAUGCUUUGCCUCGUUGUUUGAUUCGUGGCGUCGCGGGAUGAGGGAUCAUUUCUAUGUGUGCGCAUCGCCAUUCACUGUCUUCUUCACGAGUUAUAAAACAUCUGAGGCAGAACCUAGUCAAAUGGUUGAUGAGACGGCUUCACAAACGAGCUGUUCGGCUCAAUUUCUUCACGGCAAAAGAAAGGCGGCCAUUGUCUCACACUCGAAUUUCUUGCUGAGAGAGCUGUUACGAAAAGAAGGAAUCAAGUUCGAAUUUUCGAAACGCGCGAAUGGUCGUGGAUCGGAACGAGGCUCUCCACAAGUGGAUUUAGACUGUUUCUCUGCUGAUAUCACAAACAGUCAACCACCAUUAUUUGGCGAUCUCCAAAAAACUCCGGUGAAAGAGGUAGGAUGCUCGAAUUCGUUUGGAAUGCACAAUAUGAAUGGAUCGGACAGUGAUGAUGAUCCCGAUGAGAACAGCCCCACAAAAGCCGUUUACGAUAGUGCAAAGGCGAAAAACAACGGAGUCACCCCGAAACUCAGUCGAUAUCGCUCAUUUGAUCAUGCACGAUACAAGGAUGAUCGGCGACCGAAUGCCAUUUAUAUUAAUGACUCUUCUUCGUUGAAGAAAUUGCGAGAUAUGCUGAUUGAUAAAGAGACAAAACAUUUGACUGGAACGCUUUCAGGUCCUUUUGCUGGAUUACCACCAACAUUGAUUGCUUCUCGACAAUUUCUGCGUGCUCCUUUGGUUCCUUACAGGAAGACUUCGAAAAUUGUGCGUCAAACGAGCGGUGAUUUAAAAUACAUUUGUGAGAUUGAAGGAGGGCCGAUUCUCAAUGAACACGUUAUGGCGGUGUCGUCGUUUCUCAAAUCGUCCAAUAUGGUCUCCAAUGAAAACGCUGUUUCAAUAAGGGUAAAUGAUAAAAAUGUUUGUAACGGUCUCAACUCGAUUGGCCAAAAUGUGGAAUGGACCGAAAUUUUUGUCGAACCGAAUGGUUUUCGAUGGAAAAUUGAAGCCGGGAAG
Molecule: messenger RNA, 1836 nt
Organism: Mesorhabditis belari
Lineage: Eukaryota; Metazoa; Nematoda; Chromadorea; Rhabditida; Rhabditidae
Source: the annotation of a GenBank genome assembly